GCAUACUCAAUUUCCACCAGCCUAUCUGGCAAAAAAAACCUUUCCACCCCUCUUGUUACAUUACAGAAUAGGAUACUGAGCCAUGGCGACCAAAUGGGAGCGAUUUAAACGUGCCUUCUUCCGGCGAUAUAAGCUCACUAAAAAAAGUAUUGGGGUCACCGUGUUAGUCAUCGUCAUCUUUGGCCUUACCUUGUAUUUUAUGAAUGUCAUGGCAAACGUUGCUUCGUAUCUCUCGCCAGACAACACAACAACACCCAAAUUAUCGGACCGACUCUUUGAAGUGAUCCCUUCAAUCAAACUACUUUGGCUAACAGAUUUAGCAGAUGCUGUCAUGUUUGUCCCAACUGUGCUAUUGGUCUUGACACAUUAUCGUCCAUUAUACCUUCUCUGCAAGGUACUGUUGACAUGGGCGCUCUGCAAUCUCAUGCGUAUUACUACAGUCGCCAUCACCUCCUUCCCAGAUCCGCGUGAUGGAUGUAUUCACUCUGUCGGCCAAUUCUUUACCACUUUCACGCUCCACCGAUGUGGCGAUUGCAUGUUCAGCGGGCACACCGUCAUUUUUGUGAUCUCUGCUCUUGUUUGGACCAGUCAUGGCUAUCACCGCUUCCCUCAUCGAUAUCGAUGGCUGGCUUGGAUCUGUUUGAUCUUUGUCUGGGCCCUCUGUAUUGGUUCCGCUAUUAUUGUCAUAGCUAAUCGCGCUCAUUAUACGGUCGAUAUCUUGGUUGCAUUUUAUGUCGGGGGCGGAAACUGGUAUAUUUGGACAUACGUCCUGGAUCGAUAUGUUGAAGAAAAGGGACAUCUCCGAGACCUGACACAUCCAUGGGGCGAUGGACCUGAUGUCAGGGACCAUAUCCAACGACGGGAGGAGAAACGCAGGCAACGGAAAGCUGCAGAGGAUGUAGAAAAGGAGGCUAUGGCCAAUGAACAGGCAUAUGUAGCGACGCCAAUGACCUCAGUUCUGACAGAGAUCCCUCCAUCUUCAACUUCAGCUUCAGUCCCACAAAGUGAGUCAUUCAACACAGCACGUUAUAAUCAGGGUAUCCGAGCGCUCCCAGGAAGUUCUGGCAUUAAUAGAUCUGAGCCAAUGACGAAGUCUAUAGAAAAUACCCAAAACCCUACCGCUCCUACUCGCUCUGUCCCUGCUAGUACUUCUCACGAUCAAAUAGUACCGGCCGCUGAAUCAGAGCCGAUCCAUCUUCUUCCAGGCCAGGUUCAUACUGGAACUCUUAAACCCAACAACACCACUUGAAGAAGGACGUCAUAAUCAUACUCCGCAAAACAUAUACAGG
Messenger RNA from Lobosporangium transversale, 1289 nucleotides. RefSeq lists its product as hypothetical. Lineage: Eukaryota; Fungi; Mortierellomycota; Mortierellomycetes; Mortierellales; Mortierellaceae. The record is from RefSeq and is a predicted model, not a curated record. Gene Ontology annotation, molecular function: sphingomyelin synthase activity; ceramide cholinephosphotransferase activity. Gene Ontology annotation, biological process: ceramide biosynthetic process. The coding region runs from base 83 to 1249 and encodes 388 amino acids. The transcript is spliced from 2 exons. Gene Ontology annotation, cellular component: endoplasmic reticulum membrane; Golgi membrane.